This is a messenger RNA of Oppiella nova, 191 nucleotides long. The record is from the annotation of a GenBank genome assembly. NCBI's taxonomy places the organism in Eukaryota, Metazoa, Arthropoda, Arachnida, Sarcoptiformes, Oppiidae.
CGACCGGAGAGGCGCCGCCCUUCAGAUACACCACCAGACACUCCCGCAGCUAUGUUCCUAUGCUUCCCGAACAGGGUCGUCAGAAUAGCGCGGAUGCCAUACGAGUGACGAGUAUUCCGGGCGAACAGAUCUCCAACUCAUACAACAUAUUACCCGAAGAGGCCUAUUGUAGUGCACUGGACAUCAACAGC